GUUGACGGCUGGUCAUCUCUCCCACCUACAUGUGCGCGAUGCCUGCGUGGCCCCCGAUAGCGUGCGACGGCGGCCAAGUAUCACAUACAGGGUGCCUCGGUGUAUCGAACGUCGGCCUCGCUUAGUAGAAGCAUAAAGUUAUUCUGGGGGGCGGACGCGGUGUCUCUCUCGUCUCGGUUUUCGUUCACGGGAUAAAAAACGUUCGAUCCGCCUCGACUUCCGCCCCUUCCUCUCCGCCGCAAGUCGCUAUUAAAUAGACAGGUAAUUAAUGAGGCACGCGAGCAGCUGCAGCGGCUCCGCUCCAGAUGCAACCGUUCGAGAUCCUCCACAAGAUGACCGAUUCAAAGUAUUUUACUACUACAAAGAAAGGAGAAAUAUUUGAACUCAAGUCGGAACUGAACAAUGAAAAGAAAGAAAAGAAGAAGGAAGCUGUAAAGAAGGUCAUUGCUUCCAUGACAGUGGGAAAAGAUGUGUCCGCGCUGUUUCCUGAUGUGGUGAAUUGCAUGCAGACCGAUAAUCUGGAACUGAAAAAACUGGUGUACCUAUACCUGAUGAACUAUGCUAAAAGCCAACCAGACAUGGCCAUCAUGGCGGUCAACACGUUCGUCAAGGAGCUAGCGACAUCUCCGAUGACAAAGGAUUGCGAGGAUCCAAAUCCGCUGAUUCGCGCGCUAGCAGUUCGCACGAUGGGCUGUAUACGCGUCGACAAGAUAACUGAGUAUCUAUGCGAGCCGCUGCGCAAGUGCCUGAAGGACGAGGAUCCGUAUGUGCGCAAGACGGCAGCCGUAUGCGUCGCCAAACUUUAUGACAUUAACGCGGCCUUAGUUGAGGAUCAAGGAUUCCUGGAUCAGUUGAAGGAUCUUCUGUCCGACAGCAAUCCAAUGGUUGUCGCAAAUGCAGUUGCUGCGUUGUCUGAAAUCAACGAAGCUAGUCCAAGCGGUCAACCAUUGGUGGAAAUGAACGCGCAAACUAUAAACAAAUUAUUGACGGCGCUCAACGAAUGUACGGAAUGGGGCCAAGUUUUCAUCCUGGAUUCACUGGCGAAUUAUUCACCCAAAGAUGAUCGCGAGGCGCAGAGUAUCUGUGAACGAAUCACUCCUCGUCUGGCGCACGCCAAUGCUGCGGUCGUGCUUUCUGCUGUUAAAGUAUUAAUGAAAUUGAUGGAGAUGUUGCAGUCUGAAUCGGAUUUUGUCGGCACACUUACGAAAAAAUUAGCGCCUCCUCUCGUUACAUUAUUAAGCUCUGAGCCGGAAGUUCAGUAUGUUGCACUGAGAAACAUCAAUCUUAUCGUGCAGAAGCGACCAGACAUUCUGAAACACGAGAUGAAAGUAUUCUUCGUCAAGUAUAACGAUCCUAUUUACGUAAAAUUGGAAAAGCUGGACAUUAUGAUUCGUUUAGCGUCACAAGCUAAUAUCGCACAAGUUCUAUCGGAACUGAAGGAAUACGCCACUGAAGUUGAUGUGGAUUUUGUGAGGAAAGCCGUGAGAGCCAUCGGUCGUUGCGCCAUAAAAGUCGAGCCAUCCGCGGAACGUUGUGUUUCUACAUUACUGGAUCUGAUACAAACGAAGGUGAACUACGUCGUUCAAGAAGCAAUUGUGGUUAUAAAAGACAUCUUCCGCAAGUAUCCUAAUAAAUACGAAAGCAUAAUCUCGACUUUGUGCGAGAAUUUGGACACACUCGAUGAGCCUGAGGCCCGUGCUUCUAUGAUCUGGAUUAUCGGAGAAUACGCAGAGCGCAUUGACAAUGCGGAUGAGCUGUUGGAGAGCUUCCUGGAGGGAUUCCAUGAUGAAAACACACAAGUUCAGCUACAGUUGCUUACCGCGAUUGUUAAACUGUUCCUCAAGAGGCCCACAGACACACAGGAGUUGGUUCAGCAGGUGCUCAGCCUGGCCACACAGGAUUCCGACAAUCCCGAUCUACGAGAUCGUGGUUUCAUCUACUGGCGAUUACUCAGUACCGAUCCGGCAGCAGCUAAGGAGGUAGUGCUCGCGGAAAAACCACUGAUUUCAGAAGAGACGGAUCUGUUGGAACCGACAUUGUUGGACGAAUUAAUUUGUCAUAUCUCGAGCUUAGCGUCUGUAUAUCACAAACCCCCCACGGCAUUCGUAGAAGGAAGAGCGGCGGGCGCUAGGAAAUCGCUGCCUGCUAGAAGUAAUUCGAAUGAAGAUUCUAAUCGUACAACUGCACAACCGCAUGCGCAAGUUAUACCUGCUCAGGAUUCCCUGAUUGGCGACCUACUCAGCAUGGAUAUUGGUGGCCCAACAAUGGUCACACCAGCACCUGCACCACAAUCCACAGGAUUAGGAUUGGAUCUUCUAGGUGGCGGUCUCGACGGCAUUCUGAGCAAUGACACCACAGCUGCACCACCAGUAGUUUCCCAAAGCACAACGGGUCUACUGGGUGACAUAUUUGGCUUUAGUCAAGGUCCCACAGCUUAUAUACCUCCCAAAGUCAACUGGCUACCAGCCGAAAAGGGCAAGGGCUUUGAUAUCUGGGGCACAUUCUCGAGAAAAAAUGGACAAAUCAGUAUGGACAUGACUUUUACGAACAAGGCAAUGCAACCUAUGGGAGGUUUCGCGAUACAACUCAACAAAAAUAGCUUCGGAUUGACACCGGCGGCUCCAUUGCAAGUGCCCGCUCCUCUGAGUCCCGGAUCGAGUAUAGAAACGAGCGUCAUUUUAUCUACUGCGGGUGCAGUACAACGCAUGGAGCCCCUGAACAAUCUUCAAGUUGCUAUCAAAAACAACAUUGACGUUUUUUAUUUUGCGUGUAUCGUGCCCAUGAAUGUAUACUUUGCAGAGGAUGGACAAUUGGAUAAGAGAGUGUUUCUUUCUACUUGGAAAGAUAUACCUGCACAGAAUGAGGUACAAUAUACGUUAAACGGAGUGAUGUUGACUGCGGAUCAAGUUGUGCAAAAAAUGCAACAAAAUAAUGUUUUCACGAUUGCUAAAAGAAAUGUAGAAGGACAGGAUAUGCUUUAUCAGUCUCUCAAAUUGACAAAUAAUGUCUGGGUGUUGAACGAGUUGAAAAUUCAGCCAGGCAAUCCCGAUGUUACGUUGUCCCUGAAAUCCCGAUCCGUAGAAGUCGCCCCUGGAGUAUUUCAAGCGUACAAUGCGAUUUUACAUUCUUAAGUUUUCCCGUUUUUUUCGUCAAUUAGAAUAUUGCUAUAAGAUGCGAAUUAUAAAAGACAAUGCGAGCAUGCGGCUUAUUUAUAGAGAAAUUAUCUGUGUACAUCCAUACAUAUGAAACUCAAGAGUAUCUUGAAUACAGUACUAUAGGAAUCUCUGUUACAAAUUGCCGAAGUUAUUAUAAAAACAAUCACGGGCGUGUAUGGAAAUAAAAAUUUAUGAUCACGUCUAUAUCCUCAUUUGUAUA
This is a messenger RNA of Pogonomyrmex barbatus (red harvester ant), 3375 nucleotides long. RefSeq names its product adaptor protein complex 1/2, beta subunit (gene AP-1-2beta). NCBI's taxonomy places the organism in Eukaryota, Metazoa, Arthropoda, Insecta, Hymenoptera, Formicidae. Gene Ontology annotation, molecular function: clathrin binding. Gene Ontology annotation, biological process: vesicle-mediated transport; intracellular protein transport. Gene Ontology annotation, cellular component: membrane coat; clathrin adaptor complex. The record is from RefSeq and is a predicted model, not a curated record.